AUGCACGCGCACCCGCCGACGGACGCGGCGUGCAACUUCAUCGACUGCCCCCCGGGGUUAGUCGGAAGGGUCAUCGGCAAGGGCGGGGAGACGAUCAAAGGCUUGCAAGCGCAGAGCGGCGCGCACAUCACGAUCGAUCAAAACUAUCCCGACGGCGCGCCGCGAAAGAUCUCCAUCUCGGGCCCCGCCGGAUGCGUCGACAUCGCGUCGAAGCUCGUGGAGGACCUGCUCAAGGGCGGCCCCGUGCGCGGCGGCGGCGUCGGGCCCGGCCAAGCGCAGCAGAUCGUGGAGUGCCCGAAGGACAUGGUCGGACGCGUCAUCGGCCGCGGCGGCGAGACGAUCAAGGGGUUGCAGUCGCAGACGGGCGCGAGGAUUCAGAUCGACCAGAGCGUGUCGCCGUGCCUCAUCACCAUCACGGGCAACCCGUACUGCGUCGACGCCGCGUCCAGGGCGGUCGUUGACGUCAUC
This is a messenger RNA of Micromonas pusilla CCMP1545, 468 nucleotides long. RefSeq lists its product as uncharacterized. The record is from RefSeq and is a predicted model, not a curated record. Gene Ontology annotation, biological process: regulation of gene expression. Gene Ontology annotation, molecular function: mRNA binding. The transcript has a single exon. The annotation marks the transcript as partial. Lineage: Eukaryota; Viridiplantae; Chlorophyta; Mamiellophyceae; Mamiellales; Mamiellaceae. Gene Ontology annotation, cellular component: nucleus; cytoplasm.